This is a messenger RNA of Priapulus caudatus, 5150 nucleotides long. RefSeq names its product cadherin-related tumor suppressor-like. The annotation marks the transcript as partial. Gene Ontology annotation, biological process: homophilic cell-cell adhesion. Gene Ontology annotation, molecular function: calcium ion binding. The transcript has 2 exons. The record is from RefSeq and is a predicted model, not a curated record. NCBI's taxonomy places the organism in Eukaryota, Metazoa, Priapulida, Priapulimorpha, Priapulimorphida, Priapulidae. Gene Ontology annotation, cellular component: cell-cell junction; plasma membrane.
UAGCGGCGUCGGACGUACACGUUGUUGCAAUGUGCACGCGUUUUCCGAGCAGAUAGAACUAUUAGAAGAUACAUUCGGAUAUAAUUACAGUAGUGUGUUUGCAUCGCGGAUACGUGUUGCUACCAGGAUUACGCCGUACGUGGUGCACGCGUGCUUCUUUUCGCGCGAGACUUGAGACAGCGCGUGAAUGUAUAAGAGUUAGCCAUUGCAUACCAGCACUACAUACAUGUGUGUCAGCAGAAGGCGAGGAGAUGACCUAGUCAUGGUUGAGCAGCAUUAGAAAAUUAACCGGCCAAGUUGUCUAGAUUGUGGGAAAGCCGCUGCUGCUACAGCUGGUAAAGAUGGAUGGCCGGACUAUGUACGGCCUAAUACAUUGGAGGACGAAAAUGAAAAUGUUCCUCCUAUUCCUGAUCGUUUUCCAUGGCACUCUGGUGCUAGGUGAAAGCGAGAACGAAUCCGUCGGAGUGAAUUACCUGAGCACGGUGACCGAGAAAGUGUCGCUGAGGGUAUCUGAAAACCAACCCAGCGGCACGUUCAUCGGGAGAAUUCCCGUGAAGCCGGGCUUCCAGUACAGGUUCAACGACAACCCGGCGUACUUUGUCCUGAACGGAACGACGGGCGAAAUCACGACGAGAGUUGUCAUCGACAGGGAGAACCUAGCCGAAGACGUGAUGAACCUAGUCGUGCUGAGCAGCCAUCCGACGUAUCCGAUAGAAGUGAAAGUGACGAUCGCCGACGAAAACGACAACUCGCCGGAGUUUCCCGAUCGCAUGUUCAACAUCAAGUGGUCGGAGAACGCCGCCGUCGGCACGCAGUACAUUCUUGAUACGGCGAGCGACGCCGACAAAGGCGUCAACGGAAUAUCGACGAACUACGAGAUCGUCUCGGGCAACACGGACGACAAGUUCACGCUGGCGAUAACGGCAAGUCUGAGCGGCGACGAAGUCUACCUCUACCUGGAGAACCUCAAGCUGCUCGACAGAGAAGUGACGGACAACUACGUGCUGAACAUCUCAGCGCGGGACGCCGGAACGCCGGCGCGCUCUGGCCACGCGAUCGUCAACGUGACGGUGAUCGACUUUAACGACUCGCCGCCGACCUUUGACCACAGCGAGUACGCGGUGAGCAUCUCUGAGAACGCGGCGGCCGAGGCGAGCGUGAUGCGGGUGCGUGCGACGGACGCGGACGUCGGCGCCAACGCAGAGGUCAGCUACUACAUAACCGACGACACGGAGCAGUUCGCGGUCGAGCGCGACACGGGCAUCGUGCGCACGCUGCACGACAAGCUGCGCUGCAAGAAGAACAUCUGCGUGUUCACGGUGCAGGCGAAGGACCACGGCGUGCCAUACCUGACGGGCCGCGCCUACGUGACGGUGAACCUGAUCGACGAGAAUGACCACAGCCCCGAGAUAACGUUCCGCUAUAUCCCGGCUACGUCCGAUUACGCGACAGUCAAUGAAAACGCGCAGGAUGGCACCAUUGUUGCGCUUAUCAGCGUCGUUGAUAAGGACGAGGGUGACAAUGGUAGGUGCUCUGUAGCCAUCAAGGAGGGAAACGAACUGGGUGCUUUUCGCUUGGAGGACGCCUUUGGCUGGAGCCUGCUGAAAGUCAACAAGCAGAUCGACAGGGAAGAGAACAGUGUGUACAAUCUGACGAUCCUAGCGUGGGAUCACGGCGAACCGCCGCGCGAGUCUUCCGAGAACAUAAUCAUCGUCGUCAACGACGUCAACGACCACACGCCGACGUUCCUCAAGUUGGAGUACGUCGCCGUGCUAUCGGAGUCCGUGCCGACGGGGAGCUUUGUCGCGAGCGUGUCCGCGACCGACGCCGACACGGGAAUCAACGCGAAGCUCACGUACAGCAUCGUGUCCGGCGACAGUCACGGCUGGUUUGCGAUCAUCGCCGACUCGGGGCUGAUAACGACGGCGCGCCGGCUGGACAGGGAGUCGUCCGCGAUGAUGACCCUCAACGUGUCCGUGAACGACGGCGGGCCGAGUCCGCACAUCAGCUACGCAAAGGUGACCGUCCAGAUCCUCGAUGAGAACGACGAGACGCCCGCGUUCACGGAAUCCGUCUACAACGUGUCGGUGUCCGAGAGUCUCCCGCCGGGCAGCGCCGUUGCCGCAGCAACGGCGAUCGACAACGACGACGGUCCAAACGGAACCGUCGUAUACGCGUUCGACUCGGACGUCGAGAUGAAAUAUCCGGGAACGUUCCUCCUCGAUUCGGCGACGGGGAAGAUCUCCACGCGCGUGCUGCUGGACAGGGAGAAGCGCGACUUCUACAGUCUGGGCGUGAUCGCGAGAGACGACGGCCGGCCGCCGCUGUCCUCCUCCGCGGCGGUGCACGUCACUGUGACCGACAUCAACGACAACUCCCCCAUCUUCUACCCGACGCACUACUUUGCGAGCGUGCUCGAGAACCUCCCCGCGGGCACCAUCGUCACGAAGGUCGACGCUUACGACCUUGACGCGGGCAGCAAUGGGCGCGUGCACUACGAGAUCACGGGCGGCGCCGACGGAAAAUUCCAGAUCGAUCCGGACAGCGGCGCGAUAAAGACGAGCGCGAGCCUCGACCGCGAGGUGACGCCCGUCUUCAAGCUCACGCUGCGGGCAAGGGACGCCGGCGGCAGGGAGAGCGCCGAGCUCGCAAUCGUCGAAAUCAAGGUCAGCGACGUGCACGACACGCCGCCGGCAUUCUCGCGUCGCCGCGGUUACGGCUUCAGCAUCGUCGAGGAUGGAGAGCGGCCCGACGUCGGGCGGUUCGUCGGGGCAGUCGAAGCGACGAGCACGCUGUCGCGGGCGACCGUGUCGUACGCAAUCGCAUCGGGCGACCAUCGCGGGAUGUUCCGCGUCGACGCGAGCAGCGGGGCCAUCAGCACAGCAAAGCCGAUCGACCGGGAGCAGGAGUCCGUCUACCACCUCAUCGUCGUCGCGUCCGACGGGUCCGUGCCGGCGAAGACCAACGUGACGGUGACCGUGCUGGACGUCAACGACAACGCGCCGUACUUCGCGAGCCAGUCCGUCGACGUGCACGUCUACGAGAACUGGCCCGUCGGACACGAGGUGUACGUCGUCGACGCGCGGGACGACGACGAGGGCGGCAACAGCCGCAUAACGUACGAGCUCGAGGACAACCCCGGCGGCAUGUUCCGCAUGAACGCCGUCACGGGCGCCGUGUUCCUCAACAAGCCCGUCGCGUCGUCAGCGCGCGAGAUCUACCACGCGAAGGUGCGGGCGAGCGACAACGGCGUGCCGCGGCUCUCGAGCAGCCUCCGCGUCGCCGUGCACGUGCACGACGUCAACGACCACACGCCACGCUUCACGAGGCCCGCGUACGCGACAUCCGUGCGUGAGUCGGCGCCGCUCAACCACCGCUUCAUCACCGUCGACGCGCGCGACGACGACACGGGGCCGGACGGCGUUGUCUCCUACGCGAUCACGGGCGGCAACGCCGACGGAAAGUUUGGCGUGUUUCCCGACGGGUUCCUGUACGUGCAGAGCGGGUUGGACCGCGAGACGAGGGACCGCUACGAGCUGACGGUCACCGCGACCGACCACGGCCUGCAGCCUCGCAGCUCGACGGCGCGCGUCGUCGUGCACGUUGCCGACGACAACGACAACGCGCCGGCGUUCGGCAACGCGACCUACGCGUUGCGCAUCGGCGAGAAUCUCCCGCCGGACACGCUGGUUGGUGUCGUCUCGGCGACCGAUGCCGACCUCGGCCGCAACGGCGAGGUGUCGUACGCGAUGGCGACGCGGCAGGGCGACUUCGCCGUCGACGCGCUGACCGGAGAGAUCCGGACUCUCCGGGAUUUCGACCGGGAAGUGCUCGUCGAGCUGACCGGAGACGACUUCUUCACCGUUGAGGUGUCGGCGUAUGACAACGGCGUUCCCCGGCUGCGCUCGCACGCGACGGUCGUCGUGUACGUCGUCGACGCGAAUGACAACGCGCCAGCGUUCGACCAGGACGUCUACGAGAUAUCCGUCUCCGAGAGCGCGCCGGUCGGAGCGCCGCUGCUGCGCGUCUCUGCGGCGGACGCCGACGCCGGCGCCAACGGCGACGUAGUCUACGAUGUCGUUGGCGGCAACGAGGAGCGCGCGUUCGCGAUCGACUCCGGCAGCGGCAAGGUGCGUCUCGCGCGGCUGCUCGACCGCGAGACGGCGUCUCGCUACGAGCUCGUCGUGCGGGCGCAGGACGGUGGCGAGGACGUGCAUCUCAGCACGACUGCGCUCGUCGUCGUCAUCGUGCAAGACGCCAACGACAACGCGCCGACGUUCUUCGAGCAGACUUACGGCGCGCGCGUGUCCGAGGCGGCCCUCGUCGGCAAGAGCGUCGGACGCGUGGACGCCGUCGACGACGACGAGGGCGACAACGCCGUCGUCACGUACGCGAUCGUCGCCGGAAACCAGUAUGAGACGUUCGGCAUCGACGGCCGCACCGGCGAGGUCUUCCUCGCCAAGCGUCUCGACUACGAGCAGCUGUCAACGUACACCCUCAACGUCUCCGCGGCCGACCACGGCGUACCGGCGCUCACAUCGUCCGUCGCGUUCGUCGUCGACGUCGAAGACUUCAACGAUAAUGCACCGGUGUUCUCGUCCGGUCCUGCGGUGAGACAGAUUCUCGAGGGCAUUCCGAUCAACAGCGCCGUGUUCACGGUGUCGGCGACGGACCGGGACAGCGAGAACAACGGCCGUGUCGAGUACUCGAUCGUGAAGCAGGAGCCGAAGGGCGCUCACUUCCGCAUCGACGCGCAGACGGGAACAAUCUACACGAACGGCGAGAUCGACCACGAACAGCAGGCGAUGUUCAAGCUGAUCGUGCGCGCGAGCGACAUGGCCGACGCGCCGGCGGACCGGCUCGCCGCGACCAAGCUCGUCACGAUCCUCGUCGAAGACGUCAACGACAACGAGCCCAAGUUUGUCUCCAUGGACGCUGCGGUGGUUCCCUCUACCGCGCCGAGCAACCACCUCGUGACGAAGGUCGCCGCGGAGGACGCCGACGACGACGACUUCGGGGAGGUGUUCUACGAGAUCGUCGAUGGCGACCGCGACGUCUUCCAGCUAGAUGGCAGCACGGGGUACCUGUACACGCGCUCGCCGCUCGCCGUCGACGUCGCCACCUACUCGCUGAGCGUUCGCGCGUCGGAC